UUAUCUACUACAUAUAUUAUUGUUUGGGUGCAAUGUCUUAUGUAGAUUUGUUUGAUGAAUACAUUUCACAACCCAACAUUAGUAGUAGCUGGAACACCAAGUUAUUAAAAUUAACAUCAUACAAAACCAAGAAUAAUGGUAAUACUUUUAGACUUCAGUUCACCUUAGCACGUCAACAUGAAGGUUUAUACUAUAAUAACAAUUUUAUUUUUGUUACAUUAUGAAGUAUUGUGUAUUGGUACUUAUACAGAAAUAGUAACUAAACCAUCACUUACUGAAGAACAAUUGAAUUGGGCAGCAUUCAAUGCUAACAGUAAUACUGGAAUAAAAAACAGUGGCUUUAAAGGAAACUUUAGACCUGAACAUAAACCUAUAGCUUCUACAAUUUUUAAACAAUCUAAUAAUAAUGCAGCUCCAUUAUGGGAUGGUGAAAAUUGUCCUCCAAGAUCAACUGCAUUAUUUCCAAUUCAAUCGGACUGUAGAAAAUUUUUAAAUUGCUUUAAAGGUCGUGGGUUUGUCCAAUCAUGUGCACCAGGUACUUUAUUCAAUCCUAAUAGUUUAGAAUGUGAUUUUCCUGCUAAAGUACAAUGUCUGGAUGGAAGUCCAUCAAAAGUUGAUUCAUCAUUUAUUAACAGAAAUCCUAGUCAAGAUUUUGAUUUAAAUGUUCAAACAUCCAAUCAAGAUCGUUUAUUUAUAAAUAAUAAUCAAUAUCGACCUCAAUCAUUAAAUCAAUACCAACCUCCAUCAUUAAACCAUUAUCAACCUCAAUUUUCAAAUAAGGAUCAACCUCAAUCUACUUACCCUUUAACUGGAACAUCACUUUUAACCGGAAAUAAACAGUUAAAAUCUGAUGAUUACUCCCAACAUUUUGAUUCUGUUGUUACCCCAGAAUAUGAUUUACAUUCUGAAGGAUAUAAACCACAUCUCAGUUCUGAUUUUCAAGAUAAUAUAUAUGCUAAUUCAAAUAUUGAAGGGAAACCACAGUUGGUUAGCCCCAUGAAAAAAAACCAUAAAUUUGCACCCUAUAAUUCACCUAAUGAGCAAGUAUUUAACCCAAGCCUUCUAACUGAACCUCAACAAGUUUUUGGUAAUACAAAUUAUCCUGGACAAAUUCAAGAGCAGUUCCCUAUCGGACAAAAUUUACAAUCAAAAUCAGCAUCAAUUGGUAGCAACACAAAUUAUCCAGGAUCAAUUUAUCAGCAGUUUCCUGCUGGACAAAAUGUUAAUCUAUUUCCAUCAAAAAAUUUUUAUAAUAGACCUGCAAAUCCAGCACAAGAAAGUUCUCUGAUUUCAAACAGUCAGUCAAAUGUUGAAGGAUCUCAAUUUCAACUGAAUCAAAAUAAUAAUGAAAAACCUGGUGUUUUUGAAACAUCCAAUUACGAACCCCAUUUUAAUUAUGAUACACCUGAUAAUUAUGAUAAUAUUCCAGAAACUCAAGAUACUUAUUUAAAUGAACAAGAACAAAAAUAUCAACAUCAAAAUAUUAGAUUUCCUUCACCAAAAGAAAAUUUACCUAUUCCUCAAACUGUUUAUGACAGAAAUCAAAAGUCAAUUUUAUCAAACCCUCCUAACAUUAAUCCAAAUACUUGGAUGCGAGGACAGCUUAAGGGAAAAAAAGGUGUCAAUCGAAAUUCUUAUCCUAAUGGUUAUACAGAUGAACAAAUUCAACAAGAAGAAUUUCAAAAACCUCACAAUCUUCUGAGCAAACCAUCAUUGACCUUUGAUUUAGGUCAUGAACAACAAAUAGAGCAGAACAAACAAGUUCAUAUUCAGAAUACUUAUGACUCAAGUCAAAGUUAUUUAGAUCAUGGACAACCAUUAUCAUUAUCAAAUAGUCAUAGUCAUAACUCAAAUCCUUCACCUGAUUAUUUAGCUUCUUCUAAUGUUAAUCAACCUGAAUCACAGCAAAACUCAUAUCCAAGACCUCAAAAUAGACAAAUAUAUGUAGACUCAAAAAUGAAUAAACAGUUUAAAAUAGUGGUUCCUAAUGUUUCUUAUACUGCUGAUAACAUAGAACAGCCAACAUUAUCCUUAGAAAAUUCACCUACUACCAUAUCAUCCAAACAAUUAAAUUAUGAUAAAGGUUCUUCUGGUUAUAAUACAAUACAAUACCUUAACAAAAAUAAAAAUUUGGAUUUGACUCAAAAUCUUAGUUACAUAGAUAACAAUCAAUCUCCUUCUCAGAAAUCCAUCGUAUACUCACCACCAUCAGCUUCUUCUUGUCCAAAAGGGUUUAGUGGUAUUAAACCACACCCAACAGAUUGUUCAAAAUUUAUAAGUUGUGCUAGUGGUAGACAGUUUGAAAUGAAUUGUGGUCCUGGUACGUUAUUUAACCCUACCAUAUCUGUGUGUGAUUAUCCAUAUAAUGUAGAAUGUAAUCGAAUUGUUAUAACUACAACUACAUCAGCCACAACUGAAGAUUAUAACCUACCUAUUGAUUUAAGACAACAAUUUGAUUAUAAAAAUAGUAGCACUGAUUUAGUAACUGAAAAAGAAACUUUUGAAGACCAUAUAGCCUUAUUAGAAACUUUGCCUACUGAAAAUCGACAGUUUAAAGUCUUGAGAAAUCCAUCUUCAGUCGAUUUACCAGAUAAUUUUUUACCAAACUCUUCUAUAAUAGAUACACCUCUUAAGGGGAUGAAUAAUUUAAUAAAAAAUAAUAUAACAGUGAGAAUUGAUUUAAAACCUAAUAAUACUCAGUCAAUUAGAUUACGAGGAAGUCCUAAAAACAAUGAAGGAUUUUUACAAGUUCAAGAGAAACCUUUUCAAUGGGGUGUUGUUUGUGAUGAAAUAAAUUCUUGGACAAUUAAUAAAGCCGAUAUUGUUUGUAAACAGCUUGGAUUUAAAAGAGGAUCAGAACAAACAUGGCAAGGUUUAACUGUUACUACUGAUAAUCCAACUACAUUAUUGAGAAACAUAGGAGUUACAAAAGUAUCAUGCAAUGGGCAAGAAAGUGCAUUUCAUAACUGUAAACUUCAAAAUAGUAAAAAUUGCAAUGUAGAAAGAGAUGCAGUUUGGGUAAAAUGCCGAGUAAAUUCCGGGUCAGAAUGUCAACCAGAAGAAGUAUCAUAUGAUGGAAAGUGUUAUAAAUUAUUCGUUCCUAUUCGAGAAAAACAAAAUGAAACUAUUCAGGAUGUUGGAUUCAGCAAAACUGAAGCAUUAGAACACUGUCACAAACGAGGAGGAAAACUUUUAGACAUUGACUCUCAAAAAGAAAAUGAUUUUAUAUCUGAAUGGUUAUUCAGACAAAAAACAGAAGGUCCUAUACUAACCUCUGGGGUUGGCUUAUCAUUUUUAAAAAGUCCAAUAUGGAUUUGGGAAGGUACAGAAAAUUCAUUUGUGUACCAAAAUUGGUGGCCAGGUUGGGAAUUAAGAAAAACUGUUGUACCAGUUAUAAAAUCUAACCGUGCAUUAUGUAUUGUGUUACAAAAAUCAUUUCCUUGUCCUUCUAACCCAAACAGCACAAAAUUAUGUGAUUCUGAAUACUAUUAUUGGGAAGCAAUUGAUUGUGGAACAAAAACUGAUAGAUUACCUUAUGUUUGUGAAAGAAAUGUUGAUGAUAUUGGUUGUUUAAUUGGGGCUGGUUCAGACUAUGUUGGUUCUGCUAAUACAACUGCGACUGGAAACGCCUGUUUAUCCUGGGAAGAUCAAAGAGUUUUAAUGGCCAUGAAAUAUAGAGUAUCAGAAAAAACUAGAAGAUCAUUAUUAAAUAAACAUAAUAAGUGUAGGAAUCCUGAUGGUACUGAUUUACAGCCAUGGUGCUAUGUUCAAACAUCUGAAGGAAUGGUCCGAAGUGAAUUUUGUGACAUACCCCCUUGUAACUCUAUUGCAAAAUUAUUUAGAGCCAUGCCAUUAAUUGAAGAACCAAAAUGUGAUAUGGGUUUUUUUGAAUGUCAACCUAAUGAGUGUAUCACUCAAGCUUGGGUUUGUGAUAAUCAAGCAGAUUGUAGUAAUGGUAUGGAUGAAAAAAAUUGUUCUAAUUCUUUAGACAGUUUUAUUAAAACUCCUGAGGCUAAAUUAAUCUACCACGAAGUAGAAAAAUGGCUUCAUACAACUGUUCAUACGUGUGCUAAUCGUUGUAUGCAAGCAAAUGGAUUUAUGUGCCUAUCAUUUUCACAUAAUGAAGUUGAUCAAACAUGUAUAUUGAAUGAAAGAACGAAAAAUGAUAGCAGUACAAUUUUGGAACCUAAUAAAGAUUGGAAUUAUUAUGAAAUGGACAGUGCUCUUUGUCUAGGAAAAUUUAUUUGUGAUAAUGGAAAUUGUAUUGACAAGUUAAAGGAAUGUGAUGGACAUAAUGAUUGUGGAGAUCGUAGUGAUGAAACAAAAUGUACUGAAGCUAUGAUGGGAUAUGAAAUAAGAUUGGCUGGUGGUAAUUCUACUAAUGAGGGACGUGUUGAAGUAAAAGUGCUUGGUGAAUGGGGGGUUAUAUGUGAUGAUAAAUUUGACUUGCGAGAAGCUAAUGUCAUCUGCCAAGAACUGGGCUUCCCAGGUUCUCUUGCUGUGAAACCAAAUUCUUAUUUUGGAGUGCCUAAUAAAACAAGAUUCGUGUUGGAUGAUCUUGAUUGCAAUGGAAAUGAAAAAUCAUUGUACUCUUGUCAGUUUAAAGAAUGGGGAGUUCAUGACUGCAAUAUUCAAGAGUCGGCUGGAGUUGUGUGUAAAGUAGCUGGUGGAAAAACUUGCUUAAGCGAAGAAUUUGAAUGUAAAUCUAGAGAAUGUAUUCCAAUACGUUUCUUGUGCGAUUCAGUGACAGAUUGUACUGAUGGGUCAGAUGAAUCUCCUGAACAGUGUAAUUCACCUUUAGAGAUACGUUUAGUUGGUGGAAAUGAACGUCGAGCUGGUAUGGAAGGCAGGGUUGAAGUGCGUCAAUUUGGUGUUUGGGGAACAGUGUGUGAUGAUGAUUUUGGUAUAAACGAAGCACUUGUCAUUUGCAACAAUCUAGGUUUUAAAGGAAAUGCUGAAUUUAAAAAAGAAGCAGCUUUUGGCCCCGGAAAAGGACAGAUUUGGUUGGAUCAAUUGCGGUGUGCGGGUAAUGAAACCUCUUUAGAACAUUGUAUACACGCAAAAUGGGGACAACAUAAUUGUAAACAUGAUGAAGAUGUAUCGGUUAUUUGUCAUGUGGAUCGAAAAAAAAAUGCAGAUUCUUCAUUAUUAACGGCUGUAAUACCGAAAAAAAAACAUCUUAAAGAACUGCUACCGGGUCAAUGUGGAAAACGGUUAGUUACGAUUCCAAAGUGGAAGAGUAUGAUGCAACAAAGAAUAGCGUUAGGAUAUCAUUCUGAGAGGGGAGACCAUCCCUGGCAGGCCAGUAUAAGAUCGAGGACACCGUCCGGUCUAACGGAACAUGUUUGCGGUGCAGUUAUUAUUUCUAAAUAUCACAUAUUAACGGCUGCACAUUGUGUACGAGAUUUAGAUAAAGAUGUAUACUACGUCAGAAUUGGUGACUUCAAUAUGGAUAUAAACGAAGACUCUGAACAAGAUAUUUACAUUGAUGAAAUUUACAACCAUGAUAAUUUUGAAGGAAGCGUAAAAUUGAAUAACGAUAUAUCAGUUAUAAAAUUAAAGACUGCAGGGAUCAAGUUUAAUCAAUAUGUACAGCCUAUUUGUUUACCUAAUAAAAAUAUUAAAUUGAAAUCCAGUAUGAACUGCACCAUUACCGGAUGGGGAUCUGACGGUUCUAUUGGCUCAAGUUUCGCUAAAAGUCUGCGAUCAGCCUCGGUGCCAAUAAUAGAUGAGAAGAUAUGUAAAUCUGAUUUUGUAUACGGUAAAACGGCUAUUACAGAUGGAAUGUUUUGUGCAGGAAAUCUUGAUGGUGGAGUCGAUGCUUGCCAAGGCGAUUCUGGAGGUCCCAUGGUCUGUUCCACCGAUUUAGGUGAAACAGUAAUGGGCAUAACGAGCUGGGGUUAUGGCUGUGGACGAGCCAACAAUCCAGGAGUGUACACUAAUGUUCAAUUUUAUGAAGAAUGGCUUUCUAAAACAUUGUUCAACUCAAUGCUUGAAUUUUAAAAAUAAAAUAUUAAAACUUUUAAACGGGUA
Messenger RNA from Sipha flava (yellow sugarcane aphid), 6033 nucleotides. RefSeq lists its product as uncharacterized. Gene Ontology annotation, molecular function: chitin binding; protein binding; serine-type endopeptidase activity. NCBI's taxonomy places the organism in Eukaryota, Metazoa, Arthropoda, Insecta, Hemiptera, Aphididae. The coding region runs from base 178 to 6003 and encodes 1941 amino acids. Gene Ontology annotation, biological process: proteolysis. The record is from RefSeq and is a predicted model, not a curated record. The transcript has 22 exons. Gene Ontology annotation, cellular component: extracellular region; membrane.